Molecule: messenger RNA, 534 nt
Organism: Beta vulgaris subsp. vulgaris (sugar beet)
Lineage: Eukaryota; Viridiplantae; Streptophyta; Magnoliopsida; Caryophyllales; Amaranthaceae
Exons: 1
Coding region: 1-534 (177 amino acids)
Source: RefSeq, a predicted model, not a curated record
AUGCUGGUGCUACAACUAGACACCAAUUCACAAUCAGCCGAAAUAUCCAAAGAAAAACAUCCAAAAGUAUCAAAACAUCCUUGUCAUACUCCUGUUGAUACUAAGCCCAAACUUAGUGCUACUGCUGAUACUCUUUAUGAGGAUCCGACCAAAUAUCACAGUCUUGCAGGUGCUCUGCAGUAUCUUACACACACUCGGCCCGAUAUUUCCUAUGCCGUGCAGCAGAUUUGUCUUCAUAUGCAUGCUCCUACUAAUGAGCAUAUGAGUGCUCUCAAGCGUAUCAUACGCUAUCUUCAGGGUACUUUCUCUUUUGAUCUUCACUUAUACAAAUCCAACAUUACUCGUCUUAUCUCAUAUACAGAUGCCGAUUGGGGCGGGUCUCCUGACACUCGUCGUUCUACCUCCGGAUAUUGUAUUUUUCUCGGAGAUAAUUUGCUCUCUUGGUCUUCAAAACGGCAACCCACCCUUUCUCGUAGUAGUGCUGAGGCCGAGUACAGGGGUAAGAGGAAAAAUUCCACAAUUUUUACCAACUAA